AUGGCUGAAGAAAUUUGCGCCAGAACAUGUGGAUUCUGUGGAAUAACAUCGUCUUCGACAGUAACUCCUGGUUGUAUUGACUUGUACAGUCAUUGUAACAGUACGAUUUGCACUGAUCCAAUGGCUAAAGAUAUUUGCGCCAGAACAUGUGAAUUUUGUGGUGACAGUUCGACGCCAUCACCAGAAGAUUGUUCAUACAUAUGCAAAGCAUUGAAAUCGUUAUGUGAAUUUAUCGAUUGGAUCAUUGGACCAAUUCCGAAUGGAUUUUGUUCCCGUUGUCAACAAUGCAAAUAA
Messenger RNA from Loa loa (African eye worm), 294 nucleotides. RefSeq lists its product as hypothetical. Bases 1 to 294 code for a protein of 97 amino acids. The transcript is spliced from 3 exons. The record is from RefSeq and is a predicted model, not a curated record. Lineage: Eukaryota; Metazoa; Nematoda; Chromadorea; Rhabditida; Onchocercidae.